AUGCGACAUCUUCUCUGGCUGGCUACGGCCCUCGUCUCGACCGUCGUGGCCGAAGACGGCCUGGCUGGUUGGCUACGGUAUGCACCUCUCCCCGAGAAGAUUGCCAAGUGCCACGCGAAAUCGAUCCCCUCCCAAGUCAAGGUCCUCGGAGCCACCGAUGGCCUCCCCCUCGCAUCGGCUGUCAACGAGCUCAAGCUCGGGCUGAGGGGCAUCAUGGGCAAAGAAGUCGACGUCCACUCCGAGGGAUGUCUCGGCGACGAAACGCCCACCAUCCUCCUGUCGACGCUGGAGAACUACGUCUCGGCCUGCGGCGAGCUGGACGCCGACGAACCACCCUCCCUCGAAGAAGACGGCUUCUACUUCAACACCAAGGACGGCAACGUGGUGAUCCUGGGCAGCAACGAGCGCGCCACGCUGUACGGCACGUUCGAGUACCUCUCGCGGCUCGCGCAGGCCAACUUCGAGGCGGUCGAGUACGUCGACAACCCGGAGGCCAACAUCCGCUGGGGCAACCACUGGGACAACAUGGACUACACGUCGUCGACGCACGGCAGCGUCGAGCGCGGGUACGCCGGCGUGUCCAUCUUCUUCCAGGACAACAAGAUCCGCUCCGACCUCAGCCGGGUGGCGCAGUACGCGCGGCUCCUGGCGUCGAUCCGCCUCAACGCCAUCGUCAUCAACAACGUCAAUGCCAACCCCAUCACCUUGACGGACGAGAACCUCGAGGGCGUGGGUCGCAUCGCCGACCUGUUCCGCCCUUACGGCGUGCAGGUGGCGCUGUCGCUGAACUUUGCCUCCCCCGUGGAGCUGGGUGACCUGGACACGUUCGACCCGCUCGACGAGGACGUGGUCCGGUGGUGGGACGACAUGAUCGAUACGAUUUACGGGGUGGUGCCCGACCUCGCCGGGUUCUUGAACAAGGCCAACUCGGAGGGCCAGCCCGGUCCGCUGACGUACAACCGCACGCUCGCCGAAGGGGCCAACAUGAUGGCGCGGCCGACGGCGCGGCACGGCGGCAUCUUCAUGUUCCGGGCGUUCGUGUACGACCACCACCUCGACCACCGGGACUGGUACAACGACCGGGCCAACGCGGCGGUGGAGUUCUUCCAGCACCACGACGGCGAGUUUGAGGAGAACGUGGUGGUGCAGAUCAAGUACGGGCCCAUCGACUUUCAGGUGCGCGAGCCGCCGUCGACGCUCUUUGCGCACCUGCGCGACACGCCCAUGGCGAUCGAGCUGCAGGUUACGCAGGAGUACCUCGGGCAGCAGAACCACCUGUUCUACCUGAACCCGCUGUGGCGCGAGAUUCUCGAUUUCGAUCUCCGGGUGGACGGCGAGGCGUCGUACGUCCGGGACGCGGUGUCGGGGAAGCGGUUCGGGCACAAGCUGGGCGGGUACGCUGCGGUGAUCAACGUCGGGAUGGACCGGAACUGGCUGGGCAGCCACCUGGCCAUGUCCAACUUGUACGGCUACGGCCGGAUCGCUUGGGAUUCGCAGAGCGAUUCGGUCGAGGUCAUCGAGGACUGGACGCGGUUGACGUUCGGGCUCGACCGGCGCGUCAUCGACACCAUUGCGGAGAUGUCGAUGCUCUCGUGGCCCAUGUACGAGAACUACACCGGCAACCUGGGCGUGCAGACGCUGACGGACAUUCUGCACACGCACUACGGCCCCAACCCGGCCUCGCAGGACAACAACGGCUGGGGCCAGUGGACGAGGGCCAACGAGCACAGCAUCGGCAUGGACCGCACCGUGUGGAACGGCACGGGGUUCGCAGGCCAGUACCCCGCCGAGGUGGCCGAGCAGUUCGAGCACAUCGAGACCACGCCGGAUAACCUGCUGCUGUGGUUCCACCACGUCCCGUACACCCACGUGCUCAAGUCGGGCAACACGGUGAUUCAGCAUUUCUACGACGCGCACUACGACGGCGCCGAGGCCGCGCAGACGCUGGUCCCCAUGUGGGAGUCGUUGAAGGGCCGCAUCGACGAGGAGCGCCACGCGCACAUGCUGCGCCGUCUCGUGUACCAAACCGGCCACGCCAUCGUGUGGCGCGACGCCGUGAACUACUUUUACCACAACCUGUCGGGCAUCGAGGACGAGGCGGGCCGGGUGGGAUCGCACCCUUGGCGCAUCGAGGUCGAGGACAUGGCGCUGGAUGGGUACGAGAAGGUUGCCGUCACGCCCCCCUCGACGGCGUCGCGGUUUUACGCCGUCGAGGCGGCGCCCGGCUCGAGCGAGGCCACGGCUACCACGACGCUUGGCUUCCCUGCUGGGCGGUACAGGUUGGCCGUCAACUACUAUGACCUCCCCGACGGCCAGGCGUCGUAUGAGGUGCACAUCAACGGGGAGGUGGUGGCUGCUUGGGAGGGCGACUAUGACUUGUACCUGGGGAACAGUAAGUCGGAAUUCUUGGACGGACACACGGCGGCUCGGAGGUGGUUGGGAGAGGUGGACAUUGCCGAGGGGGAUGAGCUGAAGAUUGUGGGUAGGCCUGAUGGGAUAGAGAGGGCGCCUUUGGAUUAUGUUGUGUUUUUGCCGGAGGGGGUUGUUGACUAG
Messenger RNA from Sodiomyces alkalinus F11, 2553 nucleotides. RefSeq names its product glycosyl hydrolase family 67 middle domain-containing protein. The transcript has a single exon. Gene Ontology annotation, molecular function: alpha-glucuronidase activity. Gene Ontology annotation, cellular component: extracellular region. Gene Ontology annotation, biological process: xylan catabolic process. The record is from RefSeq and is a predicted model, not a curated record. Bases 1 to 2553 code for a protein of 850 amino acids. Lineage: Eukaryota; Fungi; Ascomycota; Sordariomycetes; Glomerellales; Plectosphaerellaceae.